This is a messenger RNA of Drosophila melanogaster (fruit fly), 3910 nucleotides long. RefSeq lists its product as uncharacterized. Bases 729 to 2561 code for a protein of 610 amino acids. The transcript has 5 exons. The record is from RefSeq and is marked reviewed. Lineage: Eukaryota; Metazoa; Arthropoda; Insecta; Diptera; Drosophilidae.
AGUCUACGUUGGACUUUAGCGCGCGUCGCACACACACUGCGUAUACGUAACUGCGGACUCCGCACCGAACUGAGGCCUCCGUCCGAGUGACGCCGCCGUGCUCCGAUCACUUGGCGUUCUGGGCCGGUCGCUCUUCGAUUUUUCCGCUCGAGCCUUGAAGAGAAAAGUCGGCGGAAAAGUGCCUUCCUCUCGGGAACCGUUGUGAACUGCUUUGUGUGGGCAAUAGAAUUUCAAAUUUAACGGCUUUUCGUGGUGGAAAAAUCAUUGGGGAAUUUUCAAAAUCGAAGGCGAGGCUUACAAUUACAUUAAAUAAUUUCGACGGUUGAAAUUACGGAAAUUUUUGGAGAACUAUAUUGCACAGUAAAAAUAUUUAUACGUGCAAAAAACAAAAAAAAAAGUAUUACUGGAGUGAAAAAAUGAAAUAAAACGAAUAAUAUUAACAAGAUUGCCUCGUUAAUAAGGAGGACAAUAAGAAAACUGCAAGUGUUGCGAAAAUUGAUUCGAACAUAAAUAAAGGGCAGCCAAGCGUGGCCAGACAAGGACAACAAAGGCAAGGGAAGCCGAAGGAUUUGUUAUUGGCCGAAAAGGCAAAAAUCAAUAAAAACGCCACAUGUAAGAGGACACCGGACACAAGCGACAUGGUGUCCAAUCGGCAGGGCAUGGGGCUCACGACACCUAGACUCCAGUUGCUGUGGUGGAAUAACUAACGAGUAGUCCCAGGGAGUAACAUGUCGGAUCGAUAUCCAGCCAGCUUCUACGAUCAGCAUCAUAGUCAUCAUCAUCCGCAACAUCUUACGCCGACAAUGUCACACUAUCCGCCGCAACCCUACAGAUCGGGUUACACCGGCUACCAUACCUAUGGCUACGGCUAUGGGUCUUCUUCUAGUGCUUCUUACAUGCCUAACUACUAUCGCUAUGCUCCGUACGCCUCGCCGCACUAUAGCCAGCACCAUCAGGGGAUGUUCACGCCGGCUGGCCAGCAGAUAAUCCCCUCCAGCGUACUCCACUAUCCGCCCAGACCGCAUCCCUACCAGCAGCUACCGCAGCAGCAGCAGCCACAUCCUCAGCAAUCUCAGCCUGGCUACGAGCCACCACCACCCUUGCCAUACAGUUCUUCCGCUUCUUAUCAAUCACGUGGUUUCGGUGCCUUUGCGGGCCCAACGCCCCACUAUGCGCCACCAGGCAGAUCCUCCACGCCCGCUCCAAAUCGCACCGUGUUGCCACCGAGCUAUUUGGAACCGCUGCGCAGCUACAGCGCCGAGCAGCAACACCUAAGUCAGCAGCAGCAUCUGAGCCAACAGCAGCUGCAACAUCACCCGCUGCCUGGAACCCCAAAGCUCGAGGAUCCGGAUGUCGAGGUGGAGGCGGUGGCCGAGUCCCCCGCUCAGCGGUUGACCACUUCGCCGCCCAUGAUCAGUGCCACCGGAACGGACAGCGGCAUCAGCAAUUGCAGCACGCGGGCGAGGAGCGACAGUAGUCAGAGCACGCCCGUUUACAGUGGAGAAUAUCCGGUUAACAUGUCUGUGGAGUCCGCCUCCUGUGUGCCCUAUCACUGUCCGGCGGAUGCGCGGGACUACGAGGAGGAGGAGCACCAGCCACCGGUGACGGCGGAAGUCAGAAGGGCGGACACUCCGCUCGAUAUUACCGAUGACAUAAGCGCUACGUCGCCAGUGGCCGCUGAUGAGGUGAAACCUACAGCGCCCACUUCAUCGCAAGUUGCCAAGAGUGCGGAAACCAAUUUGCAGCCGGACUCAGCAGCAUCCUUGGAUGUGCCGACGACGCCGCAGGAUACUAGUGGUGAUCCAAUAACAGAGGCGGCCGACGAGAGGCCAGAACAUGCGCGACAGCAGCAACAUCCUGUGACGAACAACUGGAGUCCAACGACGCGGCGCCCGCGCACUCCGCCGGCACCUCAGAACUCGCCCAUUGGUUUCGGCCAAAAUGCGAGUGUGCCACCCGCCUUGGCUCACCUGCUGCAGCAGCAGCAACAGCAGCAAUUGCAGUUGCAGCAGCAGCAACAACAGCAGCAGGUUGGUAACCUCAAGCGGUGUGCAACAUCUGGAAAGAAUCGCAGCAGCCACAACCGCAUCAUCGAGUGCGAUCUCAUUCCUAGCAAGAAAUCAAAACGCAAGUCGGUCAAAAAGCAAGCCGGGGAGAUCGAAAAUAUGGAGGCUGUGGAGCCAAUUGUUAGGGAACAAAUUAGGGACAUCAAACCUUUACCGGGAUUCCUGCAGGCCUUUGGUUCCACCGAAAUAGGUCGCUUCUCCGAGCGUUUCCUGCAAACGCCGGAAUCCCUAGUAGAGCGAUUAGCCGAAGAAUAUGCAGGCAGUGCACCCAACAACUGUCCAUCUCAUUCAGCUGGAGGCUACAUCGAGUCCCCGGCCAUGGCCACGCACAACUACUAUCCUUAUGAGGAACAGAACCAAGGCGGCUAUCCAAGGAAUCGAAUGCGAGACUAUGGCUACGAGAUACCAGACUACAUGGCGUAUGAGCGAUACGCGGCCUAUGGAGCCGGAAGACCAAGAGCUCGCUACGGGGAAAUCCGCUGCAACGGCUACUAGAUACGGUCCACCGAUAUCGAGCGGAUCAUAUAUAGAUUAGGGUUAGUGUUGUUGUAGUCGUGCAUAGUCGUUCUCAUUCGAUAUUCUCUGUGUGUGCCUUUUCCGGUCAAAAUUAGAAAAUGUAUCCCCCGAAGAGUUGUUGUUGAGGGGGGCAUUGUUAGCAAUGAGUGCGGUCAAAAUUUACCACAAUGAAGAUAGAAAACAUAGAAAAACCAAAGGAAACAAGAAGCCAAAUGUUGUUAGCAAUAUCAUAUACAUGAACAUGAAUAUUUAAUUAAGUAGUUCAAUGUAUUUUAAAUCGAAUGCGUUUUUAAAUCGAUCCAGCAUGUGAGUCGAAAUCUUGUCCCACUGUACAUAAGAAUGCAUUUCGUAUAUGUAACUCUAGGUUUAGUCAAACUACUUGGGCAGUUGGUAUUGGGAUCUAAAUGUUUUCAAGGCCUCCAGGAGUUCGAGGAUAUUUUUUCUCAACUCAAAAAUCGCUUACAGCUCCGUUUCCAAUCGGAAGCCAUUGUUUUUGGGGUUCAAAAUUCCGAUAUCACCCCAAAAAUAAGUAAGUUAAACAGAGCGAAAAAUCGUACAUAUAGCAAAUAGAUGUGCCAUUGAAAAAUAUAUUUAAUUUAAAACACCAUAAUUUAGGAAUUUAUGUACAAUACCAAUACAAAUUAAAGAUUAGCUACGGUAAUCUAAAGCCAGAUAGUUAAUGUUAAAGCAAUGCAGUUCAUUUUAGUCUAGGGCACUGACGCACACAUACACAAAAACACACACACACGGCUACAGAUACACCCAUACAGAGACACACUCAAACCACCGCACUAAUUUGUACUUGGCAAAAUGGUUUUUGUUUUCUACCGAUUUACUAACAACUUAUUAAUUUUCUAAUCGAUUUCAUUGUUGUAUUAAGUGCCUUAUUUUACUUGAAUUGAUUUCCAAUAUCUGGCGUAAACAAAUAAACGUAACGAAUUUGUAUGAUUUACUUGUAGAGAAACAACCAAUUUCAGGUUUCAAAGGGGCCCAACAAAAUUUUAAAUGCAAAUCGAACAAAUCAAUGAAGAGAAAAUCAACCGAACUAGAAAAACGGAAACCAAAAAACACAUCGAGCGACAUUCAAAAAUGUUUAAUAGUUAUUAAAGAAACUAGUUAAUUUUUAACCAAACUACUCACCAACAAAAAGUAAAACAAAAAACAAUGAAUACUUCUAGCGUUCACAUUUUAGGCCAACUAUUUGGAUGUCUUCAACACAUGAACCGAGGAGAAAACAGAAUAAACCAAGUAUUUAGUAUAGUUAAGUAAGUGUGUAAAUAAUUAUUGGAAAGUUUGAAUUUUAUGAAUUAAAUCACGCGAUGGCAAAC